Gongylonema pulchrum is the source of this 369-nucleotide messenger RNA. Lineage: Eukaryota; Metazoa; Nematoda; Chromadorea; Rhabditida; Gongylonematidae. The record is from the annotation of a GenBank genome assembly.
AUGAAUGGAAAUGAGUGGGGUUCUGGAGACAAACGGCGUAGUAAACGGCGGCUGUUAGCUUCACUGGAUGGGAAGUAUUUAGAGAAUUGCCUGGCUGUUAGAUUGCGACCGUUUGUUAUAUUUAGCAAUGGUGUACUGCAAGUGCUCCGAUUCGGUGGCUUUGGAGUAAAGGGAAGCGGCCUCGCCGGCCUGUAUCUUGACUUGGAUGUUUCCUGGAUGCAGUUUAUCACUGGCCGUGCGCCAUUCUAUGCCCUCUCAGACAGCAGCCGGAUCUUGAUAAUUGGUGACGAGGAGGCUUCACGAACAACAACCUUGGAUUACGAUCACGGGGUUUUUGCCCCUGUUCAUUAUCUUGGUGAGAUAGCUUAC